CAUUUCCUAGCUGUACUUGUACUUGUCUCUCUCUCUCUCUCUCCGAUUUCAGUUUUCACAUAAGUAGUACACCGCCAGUGACUGUUCCAUUACUCUUCAACACUCAUGGAGCAUGAAACCAGCAACGUUGAGCAGCAGCCAAUACGACGUAGUUCCGGGAGAAGAAAGGCCAAGGGCGGCGGCGACGAGAAGAAGAACAAGCAGCCGCGGAGAGGAAUGGGAGUGGCGAAGCUGGAGCGGCUGAGGGAGCAGGGUGAGAUCGAUCCACCAUUUCUGGAGAUGAAUGCUUCUUCUGCCUGGAGCCCCCUCGCUUUCUACGGCCUCAGUCCGCAGGACUCGCCUUUUCUUCUUAAGAAUCCUGAUGGGAAUGUCCUCAAGUGCUACUCUCUAAACUGUAAUGCUUGUCACAAGAAAAAGAAGAUUAAUGGUGGCGCCAGACCACCGAUGUAUCGCCGCUUUCUGGGGCUAGAUUUCGGCGACACUCAGAAUGUCUUAAAUCAAGAUCAUCGAGGGGCAAAACCACCGCAGCCUCUUGGGAAUUAUGGCCACAAGGUGGAGGUAGUGGCAGUUCACAGGAAAAUAGGAUCAUCUAGCAAUUGGGAUGGUGGGAACAACGGUGUGGUAAUGGAGUAUGAGUUCUUUCCGCCGUCGGUGAAAUCAAAUGAGGAGGGCGAAUUGGUUGGGGUUUUGGGGAAUUCUUCAAUGCCUGGAUUUGAUGCCUCCAGUUGUGUUGAUCUGUCUCUCAAGCUCUCUUACUAGGAAAAAUACAUGCCUUUCUUCUCAUAAACCUUUUAUGUGGAAUGCAUUUGUCUGCACCUCCAAAACACAGCAUUUUCUUUAUUUUUUUGGUUGUUAAACUACUUUCAUCUCCACAACGGGCAAUACAUUUUCUGAUAUUUUAGGCUCCACCGUCCCUCUCUCUCACACUCUCUCUCUCUCUCUAAUUAUUACUGUGAUCUUACUGGUAGCUUUCACUGGGAUCUCUUGUUUUACUAGCAAUGAAGAUUCUAUUGUGAGCCAUGCAUUAAUUUAGUCUUCGCUAAGAUGGUUC
Messenger RNA from Salvia miltiorrhiza (redroot sage), 1051 nucleotides. RefSeq lists its product as uncharacterized. The transcript has 3 exons. NCBI's taxonomy places the organism in Eukaryota, Viridiplantae, Streptophyta, Magnoliopsida, Lamiales, Lamiaceae. Gene Ontology annotation, molecular function: DNA-binding transcription factor activity. The coding region runs from base 106 to 759 and encodes 217 amino acids. The record is from RefSeq and is a predicted model, not a curated record.